CAGACCUUCUCUGUUCCUGUUCUGUUUCACAAACCGACAAACCCAUUCUCUGCUCCCAAGGCCAUUUUUCCUUUACCCUUUCUCUCUCUCUCUCUCUCACACUCUCUGUCUCUCUCUCUCUCUUACAAGCUCCUUCAAUUUAUUUUCUCAUCAAGAGUGGUCAGAAUUCAGAAAGAAAGAGAUAGAAAGAAAAACAGACAAACACACACAGAACAGAACAGAGCAAAACAGAGGAAAACAGAGAAAGAGAAAGAAAGAGAAUAUUUCACUUCCACAUACCCACCAAAGAGUCUCUAUCUCCUUCAUCUGAACAACAUAAAAACCAUCAUUCUCAGUUUCUCACCUUCACCAAUCAAAAUCUCCUCUUCCCUUUUGCCCUUAACCUCUUCUUCUUCUUCUCUGCUCUGUUCUACUCCCCUGUUUUUUCAACCACUUCCUGAGCUAAAAUGGAGUCCAUGAUACCUCUCUACAAGCUUGAAUCUCGUGGGAUUGUGUAGAAUCCUCCAUAGUUUUCAGCUUUGCUUUCUCCUUGCACUCUCUCUUUCUCAUUCUCUCUCUCUCUACCUUUCUUUCUCCCUCUCCCUCUCUCUCUAGAACCUCCUCUGCUGGAGGAUGGCCUACCGGUGCAAAGAACUGACAGUAGUGAACUUGGAUCCGGAGAGAAAACGAAGCGGUGGCUUGCGGACAAAACAGGCAGGAAGAGGAUCGUGCCGCGGAAGUUAGUUCUCUGGAGAAGAUGAUUCUUCUCCGGUUUUGAUGACCCUUUACCCUUUUUCACUCUUACUCUCUUGUGAAGGCUAGUGUGAUUUCAUUGCUUUGGGAAAAAAGUAAACUUUACAUCGGAUUUGAAUACCCUUUUGCUUGAAGAGAGUCUACAUGGGGUUCUUGUUGAAAGAAGCUUUGAAGACUCUGUGUGCUCGGAAUCAGUGGUCUUAUGCUGUGUUCUGGAAGAUCGGGUGUAAUAAUUCCAACAGGCUGUUAAUCUGGGAAGAUUGCUACUAUGAACCUUUGUCAUCUCCUUUCCCUCAACGUAUUGUUGGAACUUCUAAUUUGCCAUACCAAGAUGGGGAAGGAUGCUGGUUUUCUUCCGAGUCUCAGCUGCGGAAUCAGGAGGAGGACAGAGUCUGUUCAUUGGUUAAUAGAAUGAUGGUGAAUAAUUCAGUCAAUAUCACUGGUGAAGGGAUACUUGGACGGGCAGCGUUUACAGGAAAUCAUCAGUGGAUUCUUUUUAACAAUUUCACUAGUGAUGCAUAUCCACCAGAUGUAUGUACAGAGUUGCAUCACCAAUUUUCAGCUGGAAUGCAGACGGUAGCGGUUAUUCCUGUGCUUCCCCAUGGGGUUGUCCAACUUGGAUCUAUCUUGCCUAUUAUGGAAAAUAUGAGAUUUGUGAAUGAUGUCAAGAGCUUGAUCCUGCAACUGGGAUGUGUUCCUGGUGCCCUUCUAUCUGAAGACUAUUCGCCAAAACUUUCUAAUGAAAGGCUUAAUGGACCUGUGACUGAUUGUGUGCCUGUGUCUGUUGAUCCCCCAGUCAUGACCUCAAACUGUACACCCUCAGUAGCUAAUUAUUCCAAUCAACUAAGUAAUUCAUCUCAUGCCCCUAGGCCUGUUGCUCAACCACCUCAUCUUCAUAGGGUAGACAUUAAUAAUCAGCAGGGUUCUGUAAUGUCACCUCAAACCCAUAACCUAAACCAGAUUUUUGGUAUUGACAGCCUCUGCCAGCCGAAGGCUCAUUCAAUUAUUAAAGCAAGUGUCAGUGGCCAACAUCAGAAUACAGUUCUGAAGGCUGAAGCUCGAGUGUUACCGGCAAAUCUUGAUUCACAUCUGCAACAGCAUUCUGUUUCAUAUAAUGCGAGAUCUGCAUUCAAUGGAUUAGCUGGUUCUCAUCAAUCUAGUCUGAAUGGCUGCAACCCUAAAUAUAUGGAACAACAAAUUUUAUCAGGGGUUGGGAGACUAAGUCAUGUUAAUCCUAAUAAUAAUCCAUCAAGUUCCUUUCAUAUGUCCCAACUGAAAACCGGGGGAGGCCAAAUUCUUUAUCAAGGUCAAGGUUCUGGGAGCACUUCACUACUUGGAGGAGUCCCAAUAUGUAGUGGAGCGAGUAGUCUUUUUAGGACAAAUAUGAUAAAUUGCUCGGCUUCAAACCCCUCUGAAUUAUCUGCUGCUGGUUUUUCUGGAAAACAAAAAGUUGGGUUUGGGAUUCAAAAUGAUGAUUUAACUAAAUCUGGGAUUUCUCUGCCUAACAUGACUAGUCAAUCACCUGCAAAUCACAUGCACCUAGAAGGCUCUGAUCAGAAGAAUCUUCCCACUGAAUUAAAGCAUGCUCAUGAUGCUGUGGCUUCCACAUAUCAAAGGGUAGAUGAUGAUUUGCUGCAAGCCCUUAAGAUCCCGUCUCUCCAUCUUGAGGAGCAUGUUCCUAUGAGUGAUAGCUUCCCUGAUUUUCUUUAUGAUUGCCUCAAUAAGGAUGUUACUACUAGUCAACAUAUGGAAAUGAAUGCUAAACAUGACGAAUAUGGUACUCAACUUCCAUCAGGUGAUGAUCUCUUUGAUGUUUUUGGUGUGGAUCUCAAAAGGAAACUGCUGAAUGGAAACUGGAAUAGAUCACAUGCCCAUGAGUCAGAUGCCAAUGCCAAAAAUCUUGAUAAAAAGGCUCCAUGUGUGGAUUUUCCGGGUACAGGUCCUGAUAAUAGUUAUUCCGGUAAUGAAGCAAUAUCAGACAGUGGCAUCUUCUGUGGAACAGGCACUGACCACCUUCUAGAUGCUGUUGUCUCAAGGGCUCAAUCUGCUGCCAAACAAAACUCUGAUGAAACGUCUUGCAAGACAACAUUUACAAGGAUUAGUACCGCCACCUCUGUCCCCUCUCCAUCCUGCAAGCAGGUUAUGUCUGAUCAUGUUGCCCAGGGAGCAUUGUUUGAUUUUCCUAAGAUGGGGACUAAAACAGGUGCUGUGGAAGCAAGUUCUCUUCGGUCAGGGUGUAGCAAGGGUGAUGCUGGAAACUGUUCUCAAAGUACUUCCAUAUAUGGGUCUCAACUUAGUUCAUGGGUUGACGACAGCAGCAAUGUGAAGCGUGAAAAUAGUGCUUCAACUGGAUACUCUAAGAGGCCGGAUGAAGCAGGCAAAACAAAUCGUAAACGGCUUAAACCAGGAGAGAACCCCAGGCCUCGACCUAAAGAUCGUCAAAUGAUUCAAGAUCGUGUGAAAGAGUUGAGGGAAAUUGUGCCUAAUGGAGCAAAAUGUAGCAUAGAUGCACUUCUGGAACGGACCAUCAAGCAUAUGCUUUUCUUGCAGAGUGUUACGAAGCAUGCUGACAAGUUGAAACAGACAGGGGAAUCUAAGAUUGUGAGUAAAGAAGGUGGAUUGCUCUUAAAAGAUAACUUUGAGGGAGGGGCUACUUGGGCAUAUGAGGUUGGCUCACAAUCAAUGGUGUGCCCUAUCAUAGUUGAGGAUCUUAAUCCUCCUCGCCAGAUGCUAGUGGAGAUGCUCUGCGAGGAACGAGGUUUCUUUCUGGAAAUAGCUGACUUAAUAAGAGGAUUAGGUUUAACAAUCUUGAAGGGGGUCAUGGAAGCCCGCAAUGACAAGAUCUGGGCACGCUUUGCUGUUGAGGCAAACAGGGAUGUGACAAGGAUGGAAAUAUUCAUGUCACUAGUUCAACUUGUGGAACAAACAGUGAAGGGUGGUGCAUCUUCAUCUAAUGCAGUUGACAACAACAUGAUGGUUUAUCAUUCUUUCCCGCAAGCCACCUAGAUACCAGCAACUGGUAGGCCUAGUAGCUUGCAAUGAAACAACCACCUUGCCAUGUAUAUUUUCUUCCUUAGUCUGGUUUUUGUUGAGAGCAAGUUUGACACAUGGUUGCUAUGGCCCACAUCAAAACUCAGCCUAACAUGUUUUCCAUGAUUGACAUAAAAUCCAGUCCUAGACUUUGUGUCAGCUUAACUAAGUCUAACCACUGUUUCACCUCUCAGAUCUGACCUCAGUUUGGGGAGGGAUUAGGUUAGUUAGUGAAAAGCAUUUCAUAUAAGAUAAGAGUGUUUCCUCCUAUACCUACCAAAAUAGCUUAAGCUGCUUAUCCAGUGUUGGCAGUCUCUGUAGAUGCUUUAGGCAAACUCUAGAUAAAUUGCAUCCAUUUUUUUGGCUGUAAUUCCAUUGGUGGGGUGUGUUGCUUGGUAAUUGGGUGUUGUGAUUCAGAUGUAUAGAUAUUGUAGGAUUUGGAAGGAAAAGGGUCUUGAGUUUAUCAUUACUCAUUCUUCCUUCAUAACCUUUUUCUCCUUGUUUUUUUGUUGGAGUGAUCAUGGCUGUGUUAUAAUACCAAUCUUAUUAAUAUCAGCUUUGUGUGGAUUGUGUAUGUGGAUCCCUACAGACUGCUAAAUGAGAGUUUAUUUAGUUA
Molecule: messenger RNA, 4378 nt
Organism: Lotus japonicus
Lineage: Eukaryota; Viridiplantae; Streptophyta; Magnoliopsida; Fabales; Fabaceae
Product: transcription factor LHW
Exons: 10
Coding region: 877-3738 (953 amino acids)
Biological process (GO): regulation of DNA-templated transcription
Molecular function (GO): protein dimerization activity; DNA-binding transcription factor activity
Source: RefSeq, a predicted model, not a curated record